GCCACGACAAAGAGCGCUGCUCUGCGAGGAUAUAAGGCCCAAAUUGGACUAAAAAAAAAACAAAACUGGACUACCGUUUACUGGCCGACCUGUGUGCAUGCGUAAAGACGCACUUGGAGCUGGAUCUCACGGUUCUGCUUUGGAUUCGGGUAUCAGGUUCAGCAUGAACUCCUUGAAUUUCUGCGGGACGUCCGGCGGCGGCGUGUACCCCUUCCACGGAGUUAACUCCAUGCUGGUGGACCUGCGCCACCAGAUGGCGGAGCAGUACCACGCAUACUCUGCAGCAGGUCCCACAGUGCACACACUCACUGUGGCGGAGAGGCUGGCAGAGCUCAUCCUCGAGGCUCGCUAUGGCAACCAGCAGAAGCAGCGCCGCAGCCGCACUGCAUUCACAGUGUCGCAGCUGCAGGCUCUGGAGAAAGCCUUCCAGCAGACGCAGUACCCAGAUGUUGGCAUGAGAGAGAGGCUGGCUGUUUGUAUAAACCUGCCCGAGGCUCGCAUUCAGGUGUGGUUCAAGAACAGGAGGGCAAAGUUUCGUAAAGGUCAACGAUGCUCCCCUCUGUCCAGAGACCAGAGUCUGGAGGAAGCUCCACAUCACAGCAAAGCAGGACACGAGGACAUCAAGGCUAGAGACAAACAGGACAUCACCUUAUCAUGCGGUGACAGGAGCAUCCCACCGGCGCCUCCUCCUCCUCCUGAUGUGACCAAAAGCAGGGAUUUAGACUCUGACACCUCACAGUGCCCCCUACGACUUCCCUCUCCUCCGCUUUUCCCCUUCAUGGCAGGAGAGUGUUACAGUCACACACCUCACCAGCCAGUUGUAGGAGUGCUGUCCACUGAGCUCGCCUUCCCUCCGGUGUUCUGGCCCAUCAUACAGCAGCACAGCUCCACCCUCGGGAUUCCUACAUUGUCACUUACAAAAAACUGUAGCGUCUCCCUUCAGACUCCUUGCUCUAGUAAAGCAGUGCAACAUCCGUAUCUGGGGCUGUAAGUGAUGUGGACACCUGAAGCAGUCCUGUGAGAGACAAACCUGACAGCUGCUGAGAGUAUACGUUUAUAUUCUGUGAGUUUCACCUGUCUGCAUAAACGGAUGUAACACUCUGUACUUUCACAGUUCUUUUUUCCUAAUCUGCUCAGCGCUAUAUAGUUUGUUACACUGCUAAGUACUAGUAUUAGGAAUAGACAAUUAAAAAAAAUAGCAAAAGCAUUUGGGAAAAGUCAUUUUGUAACUGAGCACUGAAGCAUAGAAAUGUUAAAUAAAAUCACCGGCACCUGCUCUCUCUAUUAUUUAUUUUAGACUCAGAGUUCUCUUUCAAGAAAGGAUUAUGGUAUAGACCAUAGCCAGGAAAACAGUUGAACUAUUGGAAAUGAAGUGUGAGUAGCUUGGAAAGAAAAGCGACUGGACUUCUUUAAGUUCUUUCUGAACUAAACAAGCUUCACAGCUGAGAGGUGAAACAUCUUCAAGAAACUUAAAGAAGUCCAGUCGCUUUUCUUUCCAAGCUCCUUAGACUACCAUGGCCUGGGUGACUGAGAACCUACACAGACAUUUUGGAAAUGAAGUUAAAACUCUGAUAUUUCCAGUUGUUUAAAAAAAAGAAGCAAGUACAAAUACAAGCUCAUGUUGAGGUAUUCGUACUGUGAGAAUUUUAUGUAACUUUUAACUUCUGAUCCAAGAUUUUCAGCGCUUUUCACUCCACUACCUUUACUAGACAGUUUCAGCCACUUAUAUGUAAA
Molecule: messenger RNA, 1734 nt
Organism: Pelmatolapia mariae (spotted tilapia)
Lineage: Eukaryota; Metazoa; Chordata; Actinopteri; Cichliformes; Cichlidae
Gene: dmbx2
Product: diencephalon/mesencephalon homeobox 2
Exons: 4
Coding region: 98-991 (297 amino acids)
Biological process (GO): regulation of transcription by RNA polymerase II
Molecular function (GO): DNA-binding transcription factor activity, RNA polymerase II-specific; RNA polymerase II transcription regulatory region sequence-specific DNA binding
Source: RefSeq, a predicted model, not a curated record